ACUGGAAAAUUUAAACAAGUUCCAAAAGCAUUGUAUCGGCGACGCCUUUGUUUAUUUGCACAUUGCCCAUCUAAUCCUAUUUCAAGCUUGUCAAAAUCUCGGGCUCCUCGACAAUGGAUGAUAACACAACAGUUCAUCCUGACAGCCUGGUGUCUUUCAAUCUUGGGUAUUUCCCUCUUGAACUUCGACAGCACGUCUGGGAAACGGUCGCCGAUAAUGCUGUAGACGAGUUCUAUUGCCGACAUCCCGAAUACCAGUGCAUCUGGACCAUUUCUCACAAACCACCAUAUCUUAAAUAUAGAUCAUACACUAUGAGACGCCAACUCCAGAACGAGAACGAGGACGAGAAUGUGAGCUUUACCUUUAAAGAGAACGAUCCCGAUCCUCUUGUCUUCCAGGACCUACGUGAAAUAUUCUGGCCGUUAUUCCGAAUCAACAAGGAGAGCCACGCAGUAGCAACCCAGUACCUCAGCAAGUUCCAUAUGCGCAAAGCGCGACCCCAGCUUGUCAUCAACUUCGGGGAUUUACUCUAUCUGGGACUGUAUUCGCUUGAUAAGAUCAUCCGAUUCUCGAGACGUUCCGACGAGGAAUUGAAGUCGCAAGUCGCGGGCGGCCCCGGCAUGGUGUUCCCCAAGGUCAUCCAGGACAACUACGAGAGGCAGCUGGAGGAAGUCUGCUCGGUGAUGAACGUCACGCUCACGGGCGCCCUGUUCGUCUCCUUCCCGGCCAACCUCGCGCGCCAGAACAUGCUGCUGCGGUUCAGGAACCUCCGGAGGAUCUACGUCGACGUGGAGGACCCGCACCACAACUAUUACUUCGGCGGCGUCGCCGACGUCCGCGUGGCCAGGUUCCUCGAGAUGAGCGAGAUCCGCGGCGGGAAGUGCGCGAUGAAGUACGCCGACUACGACACCUUCGAGCAGGCGUACGUCAAAGAGUGCCUGGCGUUCGGCGGGGGGGGAAACAGCAGAGUGCGCCGCCCGGCCGAGAGGGCCGAGAGGUCGUGGAGAUCGAUGAAGGCCUGGGAGAAGAUCGCCUUGGACGGCUUCCUCGCCGUCGUGGAUAAGUUCACCCGAAAGGGCAUCGAGUGCGUCGUCGUCUGCAGAUGCUGGAACGAGAGUGUUAACGUCUACCACUACGCUGCCACACUCCUGGAACCUUGAUGCUUCGGUUGCCUCGGUGGUAAAGACACCAGUUCUACUGACGGGGGAUAUUCCAAGGC
Messenger RNA from Daldinia caldariorum, 1219 nucleotides. RefSeq lists its product as uncharacterized. NCBI's taxonomy places the organism in Eukaryota, Fungi, Ascomycota, Sordariomycetes, Xylariales, Hypoxylaceae. The record is from RefSeq and is a predicted model, not a curated record. The transcript has a single exon. The coding region runs from base 114 to 1160 and encodes 348 amino acids.